Messenger RNA from Onthophagus taurus, 3387 nucleotides. RefSeq names its product Regulatory particle non-ATPase 2 (gene Rpn2). Gene Ontology annotation, cellular component: proteasome storage granule; proteasome regulatory particle, base subcomplex; proteasome complex. Gene Ontology annotation, biological process: regulation of protein catabolic process; proteasome-mediated ubiquitin-dependent protein catabolic process. The record is from RefSeq and is a predicted model, not a curated record. NCBI's taxonomy places the organism in Eukaryota, Metazoa, Arthropoda, Insecta, Coleoptera, Scarabaeidae. Gene Ontology annotation, molecular function: enzyme regulator activity.
UUGAUUUGAAAUUGCAACAAACGGUUUUCAACAAAUUCAACAGAUUUUAUUGAGUUAACUCGUUUCAUAUUGCAGAAAUGAAUAUUACUUCAGCUUCUGGUAUCAUUUCAUUGUUAGAAGAACCAAGACCCGAAUUAAAAGUGUUUGCUUUAAAACGUUUGAAUACGAUUGUUGAUCAAUUUUGGCCGGAAAUUUCUGAAUCUAUCGAUAAAAUUGAAAUUCUCCACGAAGACAAACACUUUCAACAACAUCAAUUGGCCGCGUUGGUAGCUAGCAAAGUUUAUUAUCAUUUGGGUUCGUUUGAAGAUUCUUUAACUUACGCUUUAGGAGCGGGUGAUUUAUUUGAUGUUAAUUCUGGCACGGAAUACGUUGAAACGACUAUUGCAAAAUGUAUCGAUCAUUAUACUCAACAUCGAUUAUCUUUAUUCGAUGGUAAAAUACCAAAACAAAUUGAUCCUCGAUUAGAAUCGAUCGUAAACCGAAUGUUUCAACGAUGCCUUCAAGAUGGUCAAUAUAAACAAGCCGUAGGUUUGGCUUUAGAAACACGAAGAUUAGAUAUUUUUGAAUUAGCAAUUACUCAAGCAGAUGAUGUACCCGCCAUGUUAGGAUAUGCUUAUCAAAUCGUUAUGAGUUUAAUUCCCAAUAGGGGAUUUAGAAACACUGUUCUUCGUUCAUUAGUCGGUCUCUACAGAGGUUUAGACACACCUGAUUACGUAAAUAUGUGUCAGUGUUUAAUUUUUUUGGAAGAUCCAGUUUCCGUCGCUGAAAUCUUAGCAAGAUUAAUUCAAUCUGAAGAACAAAAUGAACUUAUGGGUUAUCAAAUCGCAUUUGAUCUUUACGAUUCCGCAACUCAACAAUUUUUGGGGCGCGUUUUGGAAAGUUUAAGAGCUACGGCUCCUGUUCCCUCUGUUUUGGAAGAAAGCGUAAGGCCUAAACUUCCUGAGGCGGUUCUUGAAGCUGCUCUUGAUGAUGUUGGGACUAGCCAGGUGAAGAGGUCUAUAGACAAUUUAAAUGAAGAAGAAAGAUUGCAUCAGUUGAAAUUGGAGAAACUUCACAAUAUUCUUGCUGGGGAAAUUUCUAUAGAGUUACAUUUACAAUUUUUGAUUCGUUCAAAUAAAUCAGAUUUAUUAAUUUUGAAACAAACAAAAGAUAGCGUACGUGUUAGCAUUUGCCAUACUGCGACAAUUAUUGCGAAUGCUUUUAUGCAUAGUGGAACUACAAGCGAUCAAUUUUUAAGAGAUAAUCUAGAAUGGCUAUCACGCGCAACUAAUUGGUCUAAACUCUCAGCAACAGCUUCUUUGGGUGUUAUUCACCGCGGUCACGAACAAGAAGCUUUGUCUUUAAUGCAAAGUUAUCUCCCAAAGGAAGUAGGUCCAACUUCUGGAUAUUCAGAGGGAGGCGGAUUAUAUGCUUUGGGGUUAAUCCAUGCUAAUCACGGCGCUAAAAUCAUCGAUUACUUACUUGGACAAUUAAAAGAUGCUCAAAAUGAGAUGGUUCGUCAUGGUGGUUGCUUAGGGUUAGGUUUAGCUGCUAUGGGAACCCAUAGGCAAGAUGUUUAUGAACAAUUAAAAUUUAAUUUAUAUCAAGACGAUGCAACAACUGGUGAAGCUGCUGGUAUUGCAAUGGGAAUGGUGAUGUUAGGUUCUAAAAAUGGUUCUGCGAUUGAAGAUAUGGUUGCGUAUGCCCAAGAAAGUCAACAUGAAAAAAUACUUCGUGGCUUAGCUGUUGGAAUAGCAUUUACAGUUUUUGGAAGAUUAGAAGAAGCAGAUCCAUUAAUAGCUCAAUUAACAUCUGAUAAAGAUCCAAUUUUGCGAAGAUCCGGAAUGUAUACUUUGGCAAUGGCUUAUUGUGGAACCGGUCAUAAUCAAGCAAUAAGGAAGCUUUUGCACGUUGCGGUGUCCGAUGUAAACGACGACGUUCGCAGAGCUGCAGUGACCGCCUUAGGGUUUCUCUUAUUCAGAACUCCUGAUCACUGUCCAAGUGUAGUAUCAUUACUGGCAGAAAGUUACAAUCCUCACGUCCGUUAUGGAGCAGCAAUGGCUUUAGGAAUAGCUUGUGCAGGAACAGGACUUCGUGAAGCCCUCAAUUUAUUAGAACCAAUGAUAAUGUUUGACGCAAUCAACUUUGUAAGACAAGGAGCUUUAAUCGCGUCUGCAAUGAUUUUAAUCCAACAAACCGAUCAAACCUGCUCUAAAGCAUCAUUUUUCCGUCAAUCUUAUUCCACGGUAAUUUCCAAUAAACACGACGACGUUAUGGCGAAAUUCGGCGCAAUUUUAGCACAAGGGAUUAUCGACGCCGGUGGAAGAAAUGUAACUUUAUCGUUACAAUCAAGAACUGGACAUACAAAUAUGAUGGGAGUUGUUGGAGCGUUGGUUUUCACACAAUAUUGGUACUGGUUUCCGUUGGCUCACUGUUUAGCCUUAGCUUUUACACCAACUUGUUUGAUCGCAUUGAAUGCAAAAUUACAAAUGCCGAAAUUAACUUUUAAAUCAAAUGCGAAACCGUCUAUGUUUGCUUAUCCUCCACCAUUAGAAGAGAAAAAACGAGAGGAACGCGAAAAGAUUGCAUCGGCCGUUUUAAGCAUCGCUGCGAGACAAAGAAGAAGAGAACAUGGAAGACAUCGAGAUGAAAAGAUGGAUGUGGAUCCGGAGAAAGAUGAUAAAAAAGUUGAGAAAAUGGUGAUUGAUGACACAAAAAAGCAAGUUUUUGUAUCAAGUAUAAAGAAUAAAUUGCCGGAUGUAAUUCAAGAUAAAGGUAUUGUUAAAAUACAAGAUGUCAAAAUACAAGAUGCUAAAAUUCAAGAUACUAAAAUACAAGAUGCUAAAGUACAAAAUGUUAAAAUACAAGAUUCUAAAAUACAAAAUGUUAAAAUACAAGAUGGUAAAUCACAAGAAAAAGUAAAAACACCGCUAAAAACACCACCUAAAACUCCAAGUAAGCCUCAAGAAAAAAUUGAAAAUAAAACAGAAAAUAAAGUUGAGAAUAAAAUGGAAAAUAAAUCAGAAAUUAAACUUAGUGAUAAAAAAUCAGACGAUAAAAAAGAAAUUAAAGACGAUUCCAAAGAGGAAAAGAAAAAAGAACCAGAUCCUACCUUCGAAAUUUUAAGUAAUCCGGCUAGAGUAAUGAGACAACAAUUAAAAGUUAUUUCAAAUCCUGAGGGUGGUCAAUACGUAGCGUUGAAAGAUUUUUCUAUCGGCGGAAUUGUUAUGGUGAGAAAUAUGAAUCCGGGGGAAGAAGAACUUGUGGAACCUGUUGAAGCUUUUGGGCCGAAAAGUAACGAGGAAAAAGAACCUGAUCCACCAGAACCUUUCGAAUGGGUUGAGGACUAAACAAUUAUAUAGUUUAUUUACUUUUUUGUUUGUGUUGUUUGAGAUAAAAUUAUUUCCU